AUGGCACCUCAGUUCGGGAACAAUGGGCAGCUGUCGCGCGAUGAACGCGUGCAGCUGUACGGAAUCGACUGCGAGGACCAGGUGAUGUGGCAUGAGUGGACGCCUGGUGUGGAAAGCGUGCAAGAUCUGGUGCUGCAAAAUGUGGCGCUGGUGACCCAGAAGGUGAAGUUCAAGUUGCCACCGACGAAGGAGUUCGACAUGCCUUAUCCGGAGCCCUUCAAGCUUGCGCCUGGCAUGAAGAAAGUUAUUCCGAUCAGCUUCCGGCCCUCGAAGUAUGUGCCGCACGUGGAUCGGGUGCAGAUAGUGACCAAAGGAGGCAGCUUCUUCGUGACCGUCAAGGCCGUGGUCAAGGAUGUCGCUCUGUCUGUGCCACACUUUUUGGACUUUGGCCUCUGUCCCACCAUGGAGCGCUCGCAGCAGCAGAUUGAGGUGUACAACACCGGCACCCUCAAGGCGUCCAUGAAGUGGCACGCGAGGCCAGACGGUUGA
Messenger RNA from Symbiodinium sp. CCMP2592, 489 nucleotides. The record is from the annotation of a GenBank genome assembly. Lineage: Eukaryota; Dinophyceae; Suessiales; Symbiodiniaceae.